Platichthys flesus (European flounder) is the source of this 4176-nucleotide messenger RNA. RefSeq names its product B-cell receptor CD22-like. The coding region runs from base 1 to 3441 and encodes 1146 amino acids. The transcript is spliced from 17 exons. The record is from RefSeq and is a predicted model, not a curated record. NCBI's taxonomy places the organism in Eukaryota, Metazoa, Chordata, Actinopteri, Pleuronectiformes, Pleuronectidae.
AUGAGGUCUGAGGUCACAGAAGGUCAGACCAUCACCAUCAGCUGCACUGUUGAAAGUUUCCCACAGUCAACUCUCACCUUGAUGAGGAUCAACACAAAUAAUCUUUAUUCACGACCCAUCAACUCUCUCUCCUACAAGUUUACUGUGACUUCAGUCGACGCUGGCUUGUACUUCUGCCGUGCCCAGAACACUGAGGGCUCAAAGGACAGCAAGCAGAAGGAGUUGGUGGUGAAAUACAGUCCCAACAAUGUGAAAGUUCAAGCCAAUCCUGGUCUUGAUGUGAAGGAAAAUGUGUCGUUGACACUGAGCUGUUCUGCCGAGUCCAACCCACCAGUGAGCUCUGUCACCUGGAGGAAGACGACUGAUGGGAGAGAGGAAAUCAUCCAACAGACUCAGACUCAGACCUUCAGGGUGAAUUCAGCCAGUCCCUCUGACAGUGGACUGUACAGCUGUGAAGCCACCAAUGACAUUGGAAGAGGAAUGUCACAGCCAGCUGAGGUUAAAGUCAGAUAUAAGCCGAGGAAGACGAGCAUUUCUGUCAGUGGCUCUUCUGAUAACCAAGUGAAAGUUGGUCGUUCUCUCACGUUAACAUGUGACACCGAUGCCAAUCCUGCCCCGACGACUUACUCCUGGUACCGCAGCAAAAAUCAACAAACUGACUCUUUGUGGAAGAACACAAACAGACGAGAGCUGAGUUUAAGAAUACAAAGAGCAGAUGAAGCUUGUUACAGCUGCAGAGCCUCAAACCUCAUUGGUGGAGGGGAUAAGAGUCAACCAGUGUGCAUACAAGUACUGUACCCGCCCACUGAACCUAAACUGUCUAUAAGGUCUGAGGUCACAGAAGGUCAGACCAUCACCAUCAGCUGCACUGUUGAAAGUUUCCCACAGUCAACUCUCACCUUGAUGAGGACCAACACAUAUCAGUCUUUUAUAAUCGCUGAAAAUAAUCUUAAUUCACGACCCAUCAACUCUCUUUACCACACGUUGACUGUGACUUCAGCCGACGCUGGCUGGUACUUCUGCCGUGCCCAGAACACUGAGGGCUCAAAGGACAGCAAGCAGAAGAAGUUGGUGGUGAAAUACAGUCCCAAACAUGUGACAGUUCAAGCCAAUCCUGGUCUUGAGGUGAAGGAAAAUGUGUUGUUGACACUGAGCUGUUCUGCCGAGUCCAAUCCACCAGUGAGCUCUGUCACCUGGAGGAAGACGACUGAUGGGAGAGAGGAAAUCAUCCAACAGACGCAGACUCAGACCUUCAGGGUGAAUUCAGCCAGUCCCUCUGACAGUGGACUGUACAGCUGUGAAGCCACCAAUGACAUUGGAAGAGGAAAGUCACAGCCAGCUGAGGUUAAAGUCAGAUAUAAGCCGAGGAAGACGAGCAUUUCUGUCAGUGGCUCUUCUGAUAACCAAGUGAAAGUUGGUCGUUCUCUCACGUUAACCUGUGACACCGAUGCCAAUCCUGCCCCGACGACUUACUCCUGGUACCGCAGCAAAAAUCAACAAACCGACUCUUGGUGGAAGAACACAAACAGACGAGAGCUGAGUUUAAGAAUACAAAGAGAAGAUGAAGCUUGUUACAGCUGCAGCUCCUCAAACCUCAUUGGUAGAGGGGGUGAGAGUCAACCAGUGUGCAUACAAGUACUGUACAGUCCCAAACAUGUGACAGUUCAAGCCAUUCCUGGUCUUGAUGUGAAGGAAAAUAUGUCGUUGACACUGAGCUGUUCUGCCGAGUCCAACCCACCAGUGAGCUCUGUCACCUGGAGGAAGAUGACUGAUGGGAGAGAGGAAAUCAUCCGACAGACUCAGACUCAGACCUUCAGGGUGAAUUCAGCCAGUCCCUCUGACAGUGGACUGUACAGCUGUGAAGCCACCAAUGACAUUGGAAGUGGAAAGUCACAGCCAGCUGAGGUUAAAGUCAGAUACCCGCCCACUGAACCUAAACUGUCUAUGAGGUCUGAGGUCACAGAAGGUCAGACCAUCACCGUCACCUGCACUGUUGAAAGUUUCCCACAGUCAACUCUCACCUUGAUCAAGACCAACAAAAAUCUUCAGUCUUUAAAAAUCACAGAAAACAAUCUGUAUUCACGACCCAUCAACUCUCUCUACCACACGUUUAAUGUGACUUCAUCCGACGCUGGCUUGUACGUCUGCCGUGCCCAGAACACUGUGGGCUCAAAGGACAGCAAGAAGGAGAAGUUGGUGGUGAAAUACAGUCCCAAACAUGUGACAGUUCAAGCCAAUCCUCGUCUUGAUGUGAAAGAAAAUGUGUCGUUGACACUGAGCUGUUCUGCCGAGUCCAACCCACCAGUGAGCUCUGUCACCUGGAGGAAGACGACUGAUGGGAGAGAGGAAAUCAUCCAACAGACUCAGACUCAGACCUUCAGGGUGAAUUCAGCCAGUCCCUCUGACAGUGGACUGUACAGCUGUGAAGCCACCAAUGACAUUGGAAGUGGAAAGUCACAGCCAGCUGAGGUUAAAGUCAGAUUUUCUCCAAAACACACAAACAUCACGGAGUCGGCAGAGAAGCAGGAGCUUGACGGGAGGAGCUCCGUGAUGCUGAGCUGCUUCAGUCACAGCUUUCCCCCAGUCCAACACUACUCAUGGUACAGGAAGAGCCAGGGAGAGGAAAAGGAUAAACUUGUGUCCGAGCAUCAAAACCACACAGUGUACUCAAACCAGCGAGGAUUUUACUACUGCGUCGCAAAAAAUGAAGAAGGUCAGCGUUUGUCUGAUCCCGUCCAUCUGUUUGAACGAAACUCUCUGCACAUCCUGAAGUUCCUCGUUCCUGCUCUAGUUGUCCUGAUGAUUAUCAUUUUAAUCAUCGUAGUUUUAAGAUUCAGGAGGAAAAAAUCUGUUCAACAAGGAACAACAAACAGAACAUCCUUAUUUUUGGGUUGGUGUAAUGGUACCAGGAGGAGGAGUCUGACGUAUGAGAAUGUCUCUGCGGAGCCUUUCAGGAGCAGAGACGACCUCUUGUCAGAGCAGUUGAGACGCCAGCCUCUUCCAGACAGCACGCCUCCGACCAACACCAACGUUGUUUACAGCCUUUUGAAUCUGCCCCAGGCUGCCUCUGCACAAAACCCAAAAAGACAGAAAGCUGGAAACACCGAGGACGAUUCUGUCAACUACACUUCUCUGCACUUUAAGAAUAAUCUGAAGAACAAGCCAAGAAAGGUGGAAGAUGACUCUGUGUAUGCGGUGGUGUCCAAGCCAACGCGAGUUAAAAAGAAUGAACCAGAGAGCCUGCCCGACUAUGAAAACCUUGGUAAUGCAGCUGCACGUGCACCAACAUCUCUAAGUCUAUUUGACGACUACACCAGUGAAGGUGAAGUGGAGCUCGACUAUUCACAGGUGAGCUUCACAGCGACGCCCCGACGUCAGGCGACCAACAGAGACUCCAGCAGUUCAGAAGAAGAGACUUCCUACUCUGACGUCAGGAUUUGACCGGAGAUGUUCUUGUCCUGCUUUUUUACAUCACAGAGUCUGAAGAGUUCAUGUAUUAAGCAAAAUAGGUCUUAGCCUUAAAUCUACAGUAAUGUAAGCUGGUCAACAAACAUUAUGCAGCUACAACAAAACCCUGCGUGUUGCCAUUAAGAGUAUUUUAAAACUCGUUAGCAAGACGGCACAGAAGCUACAUUACUGAUUCAAAAUGUAUAAAUAUUUGAAACUGUUAAACAAAGGUUUUGGGGGAAAUAGUGAACAUAGAAAAAUGUGAAGGAUAAACUGUUAAAUCCUUCUUUUGCAAUUUAAAAUGUAAAUAAUAUGAGUGUAAAAUGAUAGUAUUAAUAACUUUUUAUAUGAUCUAUAUAUAUAAAUGACAUGCAGUUAGACAAGCAAUGCCGAGAAUCACUGCUGAAUGUUUUUUUUUGUGCUUUCCAGUGUUGUGAACUUAAUCCAAACCCACACACCUGAAAUGUAAAUAUCCUGCAGCUCAAAAUAAAAUGAAAUAUGUUGGAAUAAAUGAUGUACUUUAAAGUUUAUUGAAAUUAUUCUGGGAUUUGUGAACAUUUAAAAGGGCAAAAUAGUUUCUGAAGAAUGCAUGUACACUUAAAACGCUCCAUUUCAUAACUUGCUUUGACUCUAGCUCUUAAAUGAAGGGCAACUUGAGUGCAAGUGGAUUUACUUCUGUGUUUAUAAAACAUAUUAUAACAAAUAUCAAUAAAUGUGUUUUGGAAGAUA